This is a messenger RNA of Vigna umbellata (rice bean), 1570 nucleotides long. NCBI's taxonomy places the organism in Eukaryota, Viridiplantae, Streptophyta, Magnoliopsida, Fabales, Fabaceae. The record is from RefSeq and is a predicted model, not a curated record.
AUAUAAGUGUCCAUCGUAUUUGUUGCGCAACCUGAAGGAGCUUGGAUUCAGAGAACCAACGCCUAUUCAAAGGCAGACUAUUCCAGUACUUUUAGCUGGUCGUGAAUGCUUUGCGUGUGCACCAACUGGUUCUGGGAAAACCCUUGCAUUUGUAUGUCCAAUGCUUAUGAAGCUUAAGGACCCAGAAAAGGGUGGCAUUCGAGCUGUUAUCCUUUGUCAUACCCGUGAAUUAUCUGCUCAAAUAUUUCGAGAGUGCAAAAAACUUGCAAAAAGAAAAAAAUUUGGAAUUAAGUUAAUGACUAAAAAUCUCUUAAGAAAUGCUGAUUUUUCAAAGUUUCCAUGUGAUAUACUAAUAUCCACACCACUGCGAUUGCGGUUGGCUAUCAAGAAGAAGAAGAUUGAUCUCAGCAGAGUGGAGUAUCUUGUCCUGGAUGAAUCGGAUAAGCUGUUUGAACCCGAAUUAUUCAAGCAGAUUGAUUCUGUUCUCAAGGCAUGCUCCAACCCCUCAAUCAUUCGCUCGCUUUUUAGUGCUACUUUACCUGAUUUUGUUGAAGAUCGAGCUCGAGAACUUAUGCAUGAUGCUGUUCGUGUAAUUGUUGGCAGAAAGAAUAUGGCUUCUGAAACGAUAAAGCAAAAAUUGAUUUUUACUGGAAGUGAAGAAGGAAAACUUCUUGCAAUUCGUCAAAGUUUUGCAGAGAGUCUAAAUCCUCCAGUAUUGGUCUUUCUCCAAAGCAAGGAACGAGCCAAGGAGUUGUACGGUGAACUUGAAUUUGACAACAUUAGAGUUGAUGUCAUUCAUUCUGAUUUGUCUGAACAAGAGCGAGGAAAUGCUGUCGACAACUUCAGAGCUGGAAAAACAUGGGUUUUGAUUGCUACUGAUGUGGUUGCCCGGGGCAUGGAUUUCAAAGGAGUGAACUGUGUGAUCAAUUAUGAUUUCCCUGAUUCUGCCUCCGCAUACGUCCACAGAAUUGGUCGUUCUGGCAGAGCAGGAAGGAGUGGAGAAGCUAUUACGUUGUACACAGAGGAAGACAUUCCAUUGUUGCGAAAUGUUGCUAAUCUAAUGGCAGCAUCGGGCUGUGAAGUUCCGCCCUGGCUCAUGGAGUUGCAAAAAAAGAAGUGGAAGAAGCACCGGCCCAAAAGAGAUUCAAUCUCAACAAAACCAGACCUAUAACAACAUAGAAUGAGAACACGAGUUGAACCCAGAAAGUUCCGGUAGUAUUUAUGUCUUAACAGGCCAGGCAGCUUGGUGUUAAGAUUUCUUUUUUACCCAUCCCCAAAAGUUUAAUUAACUCAUAUUACACCCAGUUUGUAUAGAAUGAGUUAAUUUGUUGUACACUUUUUUGUUACAUAGGAGGCCUGUGCAUAAUUUUAUUUCAGGAUCAAAUAGUUUCUAACUUCCUAGAGAAACGUCGCCACUUAACCCACGGCUCUCUGGACAAAUGUAAGCAGAAAAAACAAAUAAUGAAUCAAUUUGUCAUUAGUUAAAUUAGUAUUUCGCUAGUCUCGUUUUAAGGGUAACUAAAAUGGUCUGCUGUCCGAUUUAUGACUGAACUGGUUAGCCAAUCGGUUU